GAAGAGUCUGUUAUCACUUAUCAUGUGACAACAAUGAGGUCAUAGUAAACAAAUCAAUUUUUUAAACGACAAUCAUUAAUGGAGUUAUAGGUGGAACGUUCACGCAUUUUCAUCAUCUUCGUCGCAAGAAUCUUGUUCUUUCCUCGCUCUCCGAUCAUCUUAUUCCCUUCUUUAUAGAUUUGCCCCUUUUCACCUCACGAUUUUGUUCUCAUCAACGGAAAUAAUUGCCUUGUGUUUGCCGCUGUACUUUUUCUGGAAAACCGGUUUGGGUUUGAGAGCUUUUGUUCUAGUCUAGAGGAGAAAGUGCGAUUUCAACCGAUGGGAAACGCCGGAAGCAGCGUAUCGAACGCCCGGCGGAGGAGCAACAGCCACCGGAGGGCCCACCCAUCCGCGCCUCCACCGCAGCAUCCGCAGCCGGAUGUCAGCCCUAACAUGUACGUCUUUGCGGCGGCGACGCCUUAUCCUCCGCAAUACCCUAACGCUCCGCCGUAUUACCAGUACCCAGGCUACUAUCCGCCGCCUCCUUCCUCUGUGCCGAUCACCUUGCCGGCUCCGUACGACCACCACCACCAGCGCAUGGACUCGAAUUGGGUGAACGGUCGGUACCCUUGUGGGCCCAUCGUGCCUCAGCCAACGCCGUAUGUGGAGCACCAGAAGGCCGUGACUAUACGGAAUGAUGUCAAUCUAAAAAAGGAGACGCUACGGAUCGAGCCAGAUGAGGAGAACCCCGGGAAAUACCUCGUAGCUUUCACCUUCGACGCCACCGUUGCAGGAAGCAUGACCAUCAUUUUCUUUGGACAAGAAGGUGAAGACUGCCACUUGGCCCCGGCAAAGGAAGAUCUGCUUCCACCCGUGAUAGUUCAAUUCCAACAAGGUUUGGCCCAGAAGUUCAGACAGCCCUCUGGAACGGGAAUAGACCUUUCAAUGUUCGAUGAAGCUGAGUUGUCAAAGGAGGGAGAAAUGGAUGUAUAUCCCUUGGCAAUUAAGGCAGAGGCAUGCCCAGAUGACCAGAGUGAUGAAAACCCACUUUCUGGGCCUACCAAUUCUCAGAUAACCCAAGCAGUGUUUGAGAAAGAUAAAGGUGAAUAUCACCUUAGGGUGGUUAAGCAAAUCUUAUGGGUCAAUGGAAUGAGGUAUGAGUUGCAAGAGAUAUAUGGAAUUGGAAACUCCACUGAUGGAGAAAGUGAGGAAAGUGAGAAUGGGAAGGAAUGUGUCAUAUGCCUAUCUGAACCUAGGGACACUACUGUUCUUCCCUGUCGGCACAUGUGCAUGUGCAGUGGGUGUGCCAAGGUUUUGAGGUUUCAAACCAAUAGAUGUCCUAUUUGCAGACAGCCCGUGGAUCGCCUCUUGGAGAUCAAAGUCAACAAUGACACUGAGGAAUGAAACAUUUGUUGCUUUUAUCCCCCUUUGUAAAGCUCUUUCAUUUCUCUUUUAUGUGUGUUCUUUUCCAUCUUUUCUUCUUCUUUCAGUGAUAGAAGGUGUGUCCCAAUUUCAGAAAAAGUUGCUCAGUUGGCAAUUGCAUAGUUGAUGCUUUGCGCAAACAUUAUUCUCCUUAUUGAUGUAUUAUGACAAAUGUUGAGCAUCGACUCAAAUGGAUGUUAAUAUAAAAGUGUGGUAUUCUGGUUGGUACUUCUUAGUGUGUAAAAGCUAAUGCAUGAUUAUCAACUCGUGGAUUACAACGUUUCUGGAUGCGGAUUCAAUCUCAGGGUUCCUUUCCAUUCACCUGAAGUGUUGAACUGGAACUGGAAUUAGGUACCCUUUGAUUUUGGGCUAGUUAUGAUUACUUGGCCAAUUUGGAACAGGAUUUCAUGAUCGGUUGAGGUAUAGAAUAGAGGACCAAUUACUUCUAAUUAGGGAUGGACCUAGUCCACCGAUCCCGACCGAAUCAGAACCGGGCCCGACACUUUUUGGAAUCGGACGGGGACCGGUUUUCUGGUUCUGGCAAAGGGCUGCCCCCCUGCCUCUGUUUCAUAACCUGGUCCCGGGUGUGUUUGAG
Cuscuta epithymum is the source of this 1996-nucleotide messenger RNA. The record is from the annotation of a GenBank genome assembly. NCBI's taxonomy places the organism in Eukaryota, Viridiplantae, Streptophyta, Magnoliopsida, Solanales, Convolvulaceae.